AUGCCUUGUAUUCAAGUUAUGAUCGUGGUUGGAGGCGGCGAGACGUGUUUCGGGAUCUCCCAUUGCGGCAGCCAACAAGAAGAGCAGAAUGGACGAAUAAAACUACGUCAACCAUCUGAGCGCAUCGGGCUUGUUAUCCCAGAAACUGGACAUUAUGUUGACUUAUCAUGGGGUAUUGUCCAAGUGAAGCAGAAUACGAACCAACGCAUUACCUUCAUCGUCCGUCCACUUUGCCUGGGCUCCACAUGGAAUCAUCGCCGGCUGCAGCGGAGUGUUGUCUUCUCCUUCAUCGGAUCUCGUAUUGUCACUACGAACCAAUCUCAUCUUCCGCAGAUCCUCAUCCAAGUCCCCCCAGUUCCACCAAUUGGUGAACACUGCACGGCGAUCUUGGGAAAGGGCCAGGUCGUACUUUUCACCCGCUAUGGACCGUCUCUGUUCAGCCACCGACGUAUUAUAGCCGCGAAAGAUCCUAUUUCAACUGCUAGCGGCCAGAUAGGCCAAACCCUCAUACCCAGGUGGGAUCGUCGCGAAUGGGACCUCGGGCUUCUAGUCGUCAGAGUUUGGCCGCUAAGUUCUCGUGCAUUGAGUCAGGACGGCGAGGGGGUCUCCAAGGGGGUGUGCAACACGGUCAUGACCUUGGGCCUUCACGAGGACAUGGUUUGCCGCGUUGCGUUUGGUGAUGAGCAUUUGUGA
This is a messenger RNA of Pseudomassariella vexata, 693 nucleotides long. RefSeq lists its product as uncharacterized. The record is from RefSeq and is a predicted model, not a curated record. The transcript has 2 exons. The coding region runs from base 1 to 693 and encodes 230 amino acids. NCBI's taxonomy places the organism in Eukaryota, Fungi, Ascomycota, Sordariomycetes, Amphisphaeriales, Pseudomassariaceae.